AUGUCGUCCCCCAAACAAAGCAUAGCAGACGAAAAGUCCUCCCCCUUGCCCGCCAGCAACAAGCCCUUCAUCGACUUCGAUGCCGGCGAGACCGUCACCGUCGCGGACAAGGGGGUCGUACCGGCGACGACGACAUCCUUGCACGACGCCGACGAGGCCCUCGCCUUUUUGCAAAAUCACCCGCGUGCGGCGGAGAUCGCAGCCGAAGGGAGGGCGAUGCUGGAGGAUGAUCGGGCGCGCAAGAGACUGCUGCGGAAGAUCGACUGGACCAUCACGCCGCUGCUGGCGGGGACGUACUUCCUGCAGUUUUUAGACAAGAACACUUUGAGCUAUACGAGCGUCAUGGGGCUGAGGGAGGAUACAGGGCUGAAGGGGCAGCAGUACAGUCAUGUGAGCAUGCUGUUCUAUAUUGGCUUCCUCGCCACCGAAUUCCCCACGCAGUAUCUCGCCCAACGCGUGUCGCGCCUCGGCCUCUACCUCGGGGCCAACAUCGUGCUGUGGGGCAUCGUGCUGUGCUGCCACGCGGGCACGUCGUCGUUCGCCGGGCUGGCCGUGUGCCGCACGCUGCUCGGCGUCUUCGAGGCGUGCGUGGCGCCCAUCCUCGUGCUGAUCAUCGCCAUGUGGUACCGCAAGGAGGAGCAGGGCACGCGCGUCUCGUGGUUCUACGUCUGCAACUCCGUCACCAAGAUCUUCGGCGGCCUGGUCGCGUACGGCAUCAGCUUUGCCGAGGGCGAGACCGCGUUUGCCACCUGGCGCAUCUUCUUCUUGGCCAUUGGCGUGCUGACCAUGGGCGUCGGCGUGCUGGUGUGCGUUUUCCUGCCGGAUUCGCCGGUGAAGGCGAAGAGGUUCAGCGAUGCGGAGAAGGUGGCGGCGUUGAUGAGGGUGAAGGAGAAUCAGAGUGGAACUCAGAACAGACACGUCAAGAAGGACCAAAUCAUCGAGGCCUUCCGUGACCUUCGUGUGUGGCUCAUCUUCCUCAGCGUCAUGCUCUCGUCCAUCCCGAACGGUGGCAUCUCUAAUUUCAACAACAUCCUGUUGACGACUUUCGGCUACACCGACCAGCAAGCCCUCAUCCUCGACGCCCCCAACGGCGCCAUCAGCAUCGUCUUCGUCCUCGGCGCGGGCCACCUCUCGGACCGGUGGAACGACCGGUCGACGGUGAUGCUGCUCUGCCUCGUGCCGACCAUCCUCGCCGCGGCGCUGAUGUACGGCUUCGUCGACGCGGCGGGCGCGCCGCACAACCGGCCGGCGCUGCUCGCGGCGUCGUUCCUCAGCGGCACCUUCGGCGCCGGCUUCAUGAUCAACCUCGCGUGGAACGCGUCCAACGUCGCGGGCCACAGCAAGAAGGUGACGGUGAACGCGCUGACGCUGGUGGCGUUUUGCACCGGCAACGUGCUCGGCACGCAGACGUUCAGGAGCGACGAGGCGCCCGGGUAUGCGAGCGGGAAGAUUAGCAUCAUGGCGUGCUUGGCGGCGAGCUGUGUGGUCGUGGUCGUGCUGAGGGUGUAUAACGGGUGGUUGAACAAGGGGAAGGAGGAGGUGUUGGCGGCCAUGGGGGACCGGGAGCGGGAGGCGUUGAGGGAGAGGAUGGCGUUUGCGGAUGAGACGGAUAGGAAAAAUCCGUUUUUCAGAUACACGCAUUAG
Diplodia corticola is the source of this 1644-nucleotide messenger RNA. Its product is annotated as major facilitator superfamily transporter. Lineage: Eukaryota; Fungi; Ascomycota; Dothideomycetes; Botryosphaeriales; Botryosphaeriaceae. Gene Ontology annotation, cellular component: membrane. Gene Ontology annotation, molecular function: transmembrane transporter activity. The transcript has 4 exons. Gene Ontology annotation, biological process: transmembrane transport. The record is from RefSeq and is a predicted model, not a curated record. Bases 1 to 1644 code for a protein of 547 amino acids.